Vespula vulgaris is the source of this 2745-nucleotide messenger RNA. Its product is annotated as apolipoprotein D-like. Gene Ontology annotation, molecular function: pigment binding. The record is from RefSeq and is a predicted model, not a curated record. NCBI's taxonomy places the organism in Eukaryota, Metazoa, Arthropoda, Insecta, Hymenoptera, Vespidae. The transcript is spliced from 4 exons. The coding region runs from base 1423 to 2403 and encodes 326 amino acids.
CAAGACGACGCUCUCAGAAUACAAAUUCCAAACGUAGUGAAAGAUAAUUGGAUGAAAGGGAGGGAGCCGAGGGACAACGUGUUAAACUAACGGUUCAAAGAGUCUUGACUUUUGAAGAAAAAGAAAACACACGAAACCCGUUAUCGGUUGGGCUACGUUCCAGCUGGGCAACAUACGUAAAGGCGUUCCGAAGCAUUCCGUUGGUAGCUGUGUCGAUUGCAUAAUUACGGGACGAUAAAUAAGACGCAGGUUUUCUCGUUUUGUAGGUUCCCCUCAAGAUCGGUCACGCUCCUGCCACCUACCAGUUUCCUUCGUGAACGUAAAUAUCCAACGAGCAUGUAAGGUCGAGGUUGUUCAAACCGGCUUCGUGAAUGGUUACAGGAAGAAUAACGCCUCCUUGAAGCACGCUUCGCGCUAUAAUUCUGCAUUCUGCAUCGCGUGCCGUGUCAUACCUUCGGGCUUAUGCGUUAAAACGACGUCCGAUUCGAUAUAGGCACGCUUUCUCCGCUCAACGAUCGCAUAAAUGACCCAUGGUAGUAUCAACACCUGAACCUGUUAUUGACUAAAAUCGUCAAGCAAAAUAUUUUGAUCCUUUUUUUUAUCCUUCGAAAAAAUUGAUGGAUUUAAAAGGAUAUAAUUUACAGGGGCGUGACUCGAUUAAUUAUUAAAAAUACGAUGAAUUUAUUAAACGAUUAAGUUCAACGCUUAAUCGUAGGAUUAUUUUGUUGGUACUUGAUAAUCGUAAUGGUAAGAUCAACAUCUAGUGUAGAAAAAUUCAUUUUCUUCAAACUGGUAUAAUAACUAAUUCUUAUAUCGAAUCAGUUAUUCAUAUAGCAUUUCACUCUUAUCGAUUACUCAUCUUAUUUAAUCAGGAUAGUCAUAACGAGUCAAUUGAUCGAUCAAGUCAGGAUGGAAUUUUAAUAAAUCACUUUCCUUAAUCAAUCCGUUCGAUCAGCUUUCUUCUUAAACAUGUCCGACACGUCUUUGGGACCAGUCUUCCUUAUCGAUAAACCUGGCCAAUGGCCCGGACAGUCCACCCAUCGGGCACGAGGUUCGAGAUUCUGCUCUCGAUCAAACGGACAUUGGCUUGGAACCGUUGGAAGAUAGAAAUUCAUGAAAUCGAGUCGUGGUGCCGAGCGUGAGCUCGAAAAGUACCGUUGUCUAAGGAAUUGCAUAAUGGAGCUUGCGUUUCUUGUUUUUCGUUGGGAGUGCAGACAUCGAGCUAGCUGAUAUUUAUUGGCAAGAGGUUCGUACCGACGUCAUUGACCAAUAACCGAGUCUCGUCUCUUCGGUUUUCUCGUCUCGUUGACUAGCCAGAGUUUCUCGAAGUCCGUGAAGAGUACCGUAAGAACGUCAAUACGUUGGUAAGGGUAAAGAGGGGGCAUCGACGCCCGGUCAACGCUCCUGCAUUCUACCUCCUUAAUGUAUAUAAAGAAGAAGCAUCGUACGGAUUUCAAGGCAGAUACCAAGAACAACAUGUACGGCAAGGUGGUUUUGACUCUCGCGACAAUUCUGGCAUUGACCAGUGCCCAGAUACCAAGUCUGGGUUGGUGUCCGGAGUACGUACCAAUGGCGAACUUCGACAUGAACAGAUUUUUGGGAGUUUGGUACGAAGCGGAAAGGUAUUUCCAAUUAGCUGAGGUGGUUUCGCGUUGCGUCAUGUCGAAUUAUACGCAAAGUCCUGAUGGCAAGUUACGUGUAAGCAACGAAGUUACGAACAGAAUUACAGGAAUCAAGAGAAUAUUGGAAGGUGAAAUCAAAAAGGCAGCUUCGAAAGCGGAGGAAGGAAAAUUACACGUGAAAUAUACGGCAGUACCUCUAACUCCAGAGACACAUUAUUCAGUGUUAGAAACUGAUUAUGAUAACUAUGCCGUGUUGUGGAGCUGUUCCGGUAUUGGUCCGAUUCACGCCCAAAAUGCUUGGGUCAUGACCAGAGAGAGAAUCGCACCUGGAUCGAUACUUCAAAAGGCUUAUGGCGUUUUGGACAAAUACAAAAUUUCCAAAGCGUUCUUCGUAAAAACGAAUCAAGAGGAUUGCGCUUAUCUCGCACCUUCUACGGCUACCGAGGAUAAUACUGCAGAGGCUGCUCUGGCACAGGAAACACAGGAGACAACGGAAGAGCACGUGCGAAACGUGUCUGGUCAAUUAUCGGACUUAGAAAAACCAGUCGAACACGUCGAAGAAUCGAUCGAGAAGGAGAAGAUACCACAAAAGGUAGAAACCGUGCCAGAAAGAAUUCUCAAGGUCGCGGCAGAUUUAAUCAGUGAAGAUAAACUAUCCGAAAAAUCAACGAAAGAAGAAAAUUUGGAAAAGAAACCAAAUUUAAAAAAAAUCGACGAGAAAUCAAAGAAGAAAGAGGAGACUCCGGAAAUCACGAAAGAAUCAAAGAAAACGAGUUCGUAAAGAAUUCUAUCGAUCUUAUUAAUCUCGUAUACGCGAAGAAAGCAAACGACAGAGUUAUGAAUUAUGCUUUACGAUAUGCGAUCGAUUUGUAACAUUUUGAUCAGGCUCGUAACGAUUGUUCUAUGGAGAAAAGAGAAAAGAAAAAAAAAAGAAGAAAAAGAAAAAAAGAAAAAGAUAUCUGUCUGGCCUCGAUCGUCAAAAUCGUUCGUUAUUUAUUAUAUAAGAAUCGAAAGUUAGGAGAUUAAAACUUAAGGGCCGUUUACAAAUGUAAAGAAAAAAAAAAGAAAGAGAAAAAAGAUCCAAGUCGAAUAAAUUGUUACAUAAAAUACGUUUUCUCGAAAA